GCGGUUGCUCGCCAUGAACGUGAAGGGUCAGCGCAGCAGCAGGGUAUCAGCACAUGAGCAAGUCGUCAGCGCAUCGCUUGAGUUCAGACUGACUCGGCGGAGUGACAACUAGUCGUUGAGGAUGACCUUCAGGGAGUGCGCCGGGAAGAUUGCGCGGAAGAAGACGAGGGGGACGAGUGGGAAGAGCCACAAUAGACAAAGGAAUCAGAGGGAGAAGGAGAACGAGGAGGUGGCGGUGGUGGAACGGAAGUAGAGGAGGCGGCAAGAGAAAUGAUUUGGAUGAGGGUAAGGGGGAGUGGGGCGGUCGGAGAGGAGGAAUAGGAGGAAGAAGAGCGAGGGGGAGGAGACUCAGGAGAGGAGGGAAGAGAAGUAACGGUGAGGAAGACAAAAGGGACAAGAAGAGGGACAGGACGCCACAAAGGGACAGGGAGCGGCAGGAAAGGACAGAGAGCUUGUGAAAGUGAAAAGAGGGCGAGAAGAGAGCAGAAGUGGCACGAGAGAGGGCGGGGGGAGGAGGAGAAUUGGGAGAAAGAGUGAGUAACGUAUUGCGAACGUGGUCGAAGCGAGGAAGGGGACGACGCGAGGUCUCGCGCGGGGGCCGUCUUGACAAGUUGUAGCUGGUAGUUGGGGAGUUUUAUCGUACACCUCGCCGUCUUCUGUGUCUUCCGUUCUGCCUUUGCUGUCUCGCGCUUAUGUUUUGACUGUCGCAAUGAUGGGAUUCGACUGCCGGGAUCGCAGACUCCGAAUUAGGAAAGCUUAGUAGGUGGACGGGAUAGUAAUAAUAGGGACCUCGUCCCCCUUCUGGGUACUUGUUUGCCUCUGCUGUCGGGAUUCCCCUCUGACGUCCAUAUCCUGACCGCCCUGCGUGUGUGCGCGUCGUCGGCGCGUGUCCUUCUCCUUGUCCAUCUCCCUCGUCCUUAUCCUCUGUCUCUCUGUCUCUACUCUCCCACCCCUCCCGCUCUCUCUCUGUCCUUCCCUCCCCUUUCCGUUCAUUCCUUGAGUGCUCGGUCGUUGAUCUGACUGGCUGCCUCCUGUUCGUGCACUCUCUUCUCCAUCCCUCUCGUCGGUAUCCCUGUCCUUCGUAGACCAGCACACGGAGGGUCCCCCCUAAUUCCAUCUCUCUCCUAUCCCGAUCAUAUCUUUCCCUCUUUUCUUAGCCAUUUGUCUCCCUCCUCGUUACGGUUUCCCGCCAUCUGCCCUCGCUGCUCCCCGGCAUCUGUCCUCUUCAGUUCCCGCCAUCUGUCUCCUCGCGGCAGUUCCCGCCAUCUGUCUCCUCGCGCCAAUUCCUGCCAUCUGCCUGCCUCCUCGCGCCAGUUCCCGCCAUCUGUCGCCUUGCGCCAGUUCCCGCCAUCUGUCGCCUCGGGCCAGCCGCGCCAUCUGUCUUACUGCCAUCGCUGUUUUCUUCUACCAAUUACCUACGGCGCCAGAACCCGCUAUCGCUUCGACAGGUGUUGAGCUAAUCAAGACUCCUCGGAUUGGUCAAGAUGAUUUCGUUGCAAAACGCGUUAAUUCCAUAUCAAGGCCACGGGCUGUACAUGCGAGACCAGAUCAAGACGGAAGACGACGACCGCUUCAUCUUUCCGCACGCUACGCAAUCGCCGUCGGACGGGAGCGAAGUAACUUCCGUUACCAGCGAUGACUCGCUAUUCAAUCUGGCGCAUCAGGAGUACAAAAAUAGGCAUUAUGCAGAGGCACUCCAAUUCUGCCUGCGCGUGUAUGAGCACAGUCCGAAGAGAACGGAUGUGCUGCUGCUCCUUGGAGCCAUCUACUACCAGCUCCAACAAUAUGACCAAUGCAUUGCCAAGAAUGAUGAAGCUAUUCGGCUUGACCCGAGGUUCGCCGAGUGCUAUGGGAACAAGGCCAAUGCGCUCAAGGAGAAAGGCGAUGUUGAUCUUGCCAUCCAUUUUUACCUGACAGCCAUUCAGCUGCGCCCUGCAUUCUGUGAUGCCUGGUCGAAUCUGGCGAGCGCGUAUAUGCGGAAGGGCAUGCUCCAGCAGGCAGCGGAUUGCUGUCAGCGUGCUUUGCAACUUAAUCCAAAUCUGGUUGAUGCUCACAGCAAUCUUGGAAACCUCUUGAAAGCGCAGGGCCUCCCACAGCAUGCAUAUUAUUGCUAUAUGAAGGCACUUACUAUCCAGCCAGACUUUGCAAUUGCAUGGUCGAACCUGGGGGGCCUAUUCAUGGAAGCUAUGGAUUUUCAGGCGGCCCUCGGGUAUUACAAGGAGGCGAUUCGCCUGAAGCCCGAUUUCGCUGAUGCACACCUGAAUCAAGGGAAUGUCUUGAAGGCCUUGGGUCAACCUCAGGAAGCAAUAGCAUGCUAUCAGCGAGCUCUUGAACUGCGACCGGACUUUGCGAUUGCAUAUGGGAAUCUUGCAAGCGUCUACUAUGAGCAAGGGCACAUCAAUCUGGCGAUUGAUAAUUACGGCAAAGCGAUCCAAUUGGACAGCACAUUUUUGGAGGCAUACAAUAAUCUGGGCAAUGCACUGAAGGAUGUGGGUCGCUCGCACGAGGCAACAGUAUGCUAUCGGAGAUGCCUUGAACUGGAUCCAAAUCAUCCCCAAGCUUUGACGAAUCUUGGCAACAUGUACAUGGAAUCGAACAUGACGAAAGAAGCACAGAGUUAUUAUUUGCGAACACUAAUGGUGACGAAAGGACUUUCAGCGCCAUACAGCAAUCUGGCGACAAUCUACAAGCUGCAGGGCCGGUUCGAAGAUGCAAUCGAGUGUUACAACCAUGUCAUUCGGAUCGAUCCACUUGCAGCAGAGCCUCUUGUCAACAGGGGGAACACACUGAAGGAUAUGGGAAAGAUCUCGGAAGCAAUCAAUGACUAUCUUGCAGCUGUCAGAGUCAGGCCCACCAUUCCUGAGGGCCAUGCGAAUCUUGCGUCAGCAUACAAAGACAGUGGUCUGCCGGAGAUGGCCAUCAAGUCUUAUCAGGAUGCACUUAGUUUGAAACCAGACUUCCCAGAGGCCUAUUGCAAUCUUCUGCAUACUCUCCAGGGUGUCUGUGACUGGGAGGACCGAGACGAGAAAUUCGCUCAGCUGGAAGAAGUGGUUCGGAAGCAGAUCAAGAUGGAUGUUCUACCUAGCAUGCAGCCAUUCCAUGCAAUUGCGUACCCGAUUGAUGCACUGCUGGCUCUGGAGGUCAGCAUGAAAUAUGCAGACCACUGUUUGAAAAAUGUUGCAGCCUAUCAGCUGCCACCAUUCGAGCAUCCAUUACCGAUCCCUGUGAAAGCUCCUGGAGGAAGCGGUCGACUGCGAGUAGGCUACGUGAGCAGCGACUUUGGCAAUCAUCCUCUCUCACACCUGAUGGGAUCGGUGUUUGGACUCCAUGACAGUAAAAGGGUGGAGGCAUUUUGCUAUGCGUUGAGCCCAAGUGACAGGAGUGAGUGGCGAGAGCGAAUACAGACAGAAGCGGAACAUUUCCUUGAUGUAUCGAGUCUGGAUGCGGCCGCAAUUGCUCGUCGGAUCCAAUCAGAUGGAAUCCAGAUUCUAGUGAACUUGAACGGUUACACAAAGGGAGCACGCAAUGAGAUCUUUGCACUGCAACCGGCACCGAUUCAAGUGUCAUAUAUGGGAUUUCCAUCAACGACUGGUGCCUCCUACAUCCAGUACCUUAUAACCGACGAGAUCGUAUCUCCACCAAGAUAUGCACACUACUACUCUGAGAAGCUGGCUUACCUGCCGCACUGCUACUUCGUUAAUGACUACAAACGGUGCAAUAUGGAUGUAUUGGACGCGAACAAACUUCCGAAGCGUUCCGACUAUGGUCUUCCAGAAGACAGAGUGCUGUACUGCUGCUUCAAUCAGCUUUACAAGACAGAUCCAAAUAUUUUUGCCAGAUGGUGUAACAUCUUGAAGCGUGUGCCGAACAGCGCCUUGUGGCUUCUGCGAUUCCCAGAGUCCGGAGAGAGCAGAUUACGUGCAGCGGCCAUGCUGCAUGGCGUGAAAGCGGACCAGCUGUACUUUACAGAUGUUGCCUUGAAGCCUGAUCAUCUGAAGCGCAGUGCCCUGGGUGAUGUUUUCCUCGACACCCCUCUUUGCAAUGCACACACAACAGGGACAGAUGUUCUCUGGGCUGGGUGCCCGAUGGUGACAUUGCCUCUUGAGAAGAUGGCUACUCGCGUUGCAUCGUCCUUAUGCAUCGCGGCAGGAUUGAAAGAGUGUGUGGUUUCAAGUGAGGAAGAGUAUGAAGAAAGAGCAGUUAUGCUUGGGCUGAAUGCGGAUUUCCGGUAUUUGCUGAAGAGGAAACUGAGGAAUGGGAGGCUCACAUGUCCACUGUUUGAUACACAGCGAUGGGUUUGCAACCUGGAGAGAGUUCUAUUCAACAUGUGGAGACUGCAUUGUAAUUGUGAACCACCUCAGUCAUUUAAGGUCACCGAGGACGAGGAAGCCUUCCCACGAGAGUGAUGUCACUGGAGGCUGGAUGCCCGUGCUUGUCCACAGCACAUUGUGAAGGGUCCUUGCUUGCUGAUGGUGUGUGUUUGCUAGUUUUCAGGUGGGCUGUCAAGCAUGUAGGAUGGGGCUGUGUUGGGAAACAGGUGGUGAUCUUGAGAAGCGAGAUGGCAGACACUGGUGUGUGUUUGCUAGUUUUCAGGUGGGCUGUCAAGCAUGAAGGACGGGGCUGCGUUGGGGAACAGGUGGUGAUCUUGAGAAGCGAGAUGGCAGACACUGGGGGAAUGUCCAGAACGAGGGGUGAUUUCCAAACUCGUCCGCUAACUGCCAGCAGAACCCGUGUAAGUGGCUUCAACUUGUACAGUCUUUUAUCCCUUAUGGAUCAAAGACAGGAUAAACUGCUGAAGACAUU
This is a messenger RNA of Chara braunii, 4803 nucleotides long. The record is from the annotation of a GenBank genome assembly. NCBI's taxonomy places the organism in Eukaryota, Viridiplantae, Streptophyta, Charophyceae, Charales, Characeae.